Messenger RNA from Purpureocillium takamizusanense, 4151 nucleotides. RefSeq lists its product as uncharacterized. The transcript has 2 exons. NCBI's taxonomy places the organism in Eukaryota, Fungi, Ascomycota, Sordariomycetes, Hypocreales, Ophiocordycipitaceae. Gene Ontology annotation, molecular function: DNA-binding transcription factor activity, RNA polymerase II-specific; DNA binding; zinc ion binding. Gene Ontology annotation, cellular component: nucleus. Gene Ontology annotation, biological process: regulation of DNA-templated transcription; DNA-templated transcription. The record is from RefSeq and is a predicted model, not a curated record. Bases 515 to 3814 code for a protein of 1099 amino acids.
CAUCCAUCCAUCCGUCCCUCCCCUCCCGGCGCCGGAGGGUGUGGCUCCUGGCCCAAAUGCUUGCUUGCUUGCUUGCGAGCCAUUCUCUCCACCUUUAACAAGCACCUCCACCCGCCGUCCUGAUGAGUGCCAUAGCCGUCCGGCUGGUUGUCUUGAUUUCAUCCUUUUCACCUCAUCGUCUGCCCUGUGCUCGCCUUCAACUUGCCCACGGCCCUGGAUGCAAGGAGCUUGGACGGACCGACGGCAAGGCGUGCUCGACGGAACAUAAGUCGUAGCCACGCCGUUGACCCCAGAAUACCCCGGUCGGCCGCUGCGCCGUACCGUGUCCACGGUCCGCGUCCGCCGCCGCCCAGACAAAACGGAUCGACGCGAACGUGUCCUGCAUCGUCGGCCUGCGUAUGCGCAAGUCGAUGGUUCGAAACAGGAGGACCUCGGCUUCUCAGCGACAUCUAACUCUGAAGGCAGCAUUUCUUCGGUGCUGUGCGCUUUCCGCGGCGCACCUGGCGAGCCCAGCAUGUCAGGCGUCGGGCCCCAUGCGCACCAGGCCCAGCAUGGGCUCCCGGCAGUUUCGCAGCCCUUCUUCCAACCACAGCGCGACGGGGCCACGAUACGCGGCGGCUCGGGGCCCAUGAUGGAUGCUUCGCACUUCUCCGAGCUCACGUACUCAUUCUCUGGCCUGCCGGACCAGGUGCGCAGCCAUGUCAUGUCCAUGCCAGCUGUGUCACACGUCGGGUACGAAGGUCCUGCGGCCGCGCAGUUCUCGCAUCACCACACCAUGGCGUCCACAUUGCCUCCCGAACCCCAUCCGAUGGCUCCCAUGGCUUCCAUGCCCCCAGCGUCGCUGCCUGUGGACUCGGACAACCACAGAUCAAGCCCCGUGGAGUCGGAUGACGACGGUGGAGUCGACAGGAACUCGCCAGCGGCCAACACUUUCGAGGACCCCGUAACCGAUGAGUUCGGCCUCCACGGUCGCAGUCGUGGAGACGGCAGCGACCUUGGCGGCAAGAAGGACGGAACGUCAGAUGCUCCCCCUGCGUGGAGCGAGCUCAAGACAAAGGCAGGCAAGGACCGCAAGCGCCUGCCGCUUGCGUGCAUCGCUUGCAGGCGCAAGAAAAUCCGCUGCUCCGGCGAGAAGCCCGCUUGUAAACACUGCCUGAGAUCCCGGAUACCGUGCGUUUACAAGGUCACGACGCGCAAGGCCGCACCUCGAACCGAUUACAUGGCCAUGCUCGACAAGCGAUUGAAACGUAUGGAAGAGCGCAUCAUCAAGAUCAUUCCCAAGGCCGAGCAAGAAGCAACUCCACUCAUCACUCGUGCCGUCGUCAAGCCGGCUAUUCCAGGCACCGAAUCAUCUAGCAAGCCCCUUUCCAAGAAGCGAGGCGCCGAUGAGGCAUUCGGCCCAGAUUUGGAGGCUUGGGCAAAGGCCCCAUCCAAACCCAAGCCUCCCCAAGCUGGAGACCAACAGUCGGCUGUCGAGGCGCAAGAAGGGGAAGAAGACAAGCUGCUACUCGAAGGUGCAGACGCCUUGCCGCCAAAGGAAGUCCAGGAACAUCUAGCCGAGGUCUUCUUCGAUAAUGUGUACGGACAAGCAUACCAUCUACUCCACAAACCCAGCUACAUGCGGAGGCUGAGAAACGAUACUCUACCCCCGGUGCUGGUGCUGUCAGUCUGUGCGGUUGCUGCGCGGUUCACGCCGAACCCCAAGAUCAGCCCUUCGACAAGGCCAUUCCUCCGCGGUGAAGAAUGGGCGUCACAAGCUCGGGAUAUCUGCACCAAGAGAUACGAGUGGCCCAACAUCACAAUCCUAACAUGUCUUUUGAUUCUAGGGCUUCACGAGUUCGGUACGUGCCACGGCGGGCGGAGCUGGGCUUUGGGUGGCCAAGCGAUUCGCAUGGCGUUCGCUCUGCAGCUGCACAAAGACUUGGAGUUCGACCCUCUCUGCCGCAAUAAGGUCCCACUCAGCUUCAUUGACCGCGAGAUCCGUCGGAGAAUCAUGUGGGCGUGCUUUCUCAUGGACAGGUUCAACUCAUCGGGGUCCGAUCGACCCAUGUUCAUCAAUGAAGAAACUAUCAAGAUCCCUCUCCCCGUUAAGGAACGGUAUUUCCAGUUGGACAUGCCUGUUCACACCGAGAUGCUGAAUGGGGCACCAUCGGCGGUCGGAACGACGGAUGACGGUCAACCGAGCUCAGCGGAGAACAAUAUGGGCGUCGCAGCCUAUACCAUUCGCUCUAUCGCCAUCUGGGGUAGGAUCAUAACCUACCUCAAUCAGGGAGGUAGGGAGUCAGAUGUCCAUCCAAUGUGGAGCGAAGAUUCCGAUUACGCAGCGCUUGUCCACGACACCGAUGAAUUCGUUGAGAACCUCCCUUCGUCUUUGCAAUACUCACCGCAGACGCUCGAGCUCCGGGUGACAGAGGGCACCGCAAGCCAGUUUCUUCUACUCCACCUGUCCAUCCAGCAGAACAUGCUUUUCCUUAAUCAGGCCGCCGUCACCUUUACAAACAGUCGGGCGGGUGCUGAAGCGCCAAAGGAUUUCCUGUCGCGUGUCAGCGCAAAGACCUUUGCGGCUGCAGACCGCAUAUCCGAGAUCUUCAAGGAUGCAGAACAGUCACAAUGCCAUAUCACAGCCCCUUUUGCUGGCUAUUGUGCCUUUUCGUCGACCACGAUUCACAUCAUGGGGAUCUUCUCAGGGGUUACCGCCACUAAGGUAGCUGCAGAAACGAAUUCUGGAAUCAACAUACGGUUUCUGCGCAAGAUGAUGAGGGUCUGGGGGAUGUUCCACUGGAUGGUGGAGAACAUUCGCACGCAGUACCGCACUGCGCUCGAGGCGUCUCAGGCGGGUCGAGGAGAUGAAUCUUCAGCUUCCCGCAUUAUUCCGUAUGGCGACUGGUUCAAUCAGUAUCCACACGGCGUGCCCGAUACCGAUCUUACUGAUUCGGCGAUCCAGCGAAAGCGAGCCGGCGAAGACGGCGUUCUGGAACAGAAACCGGAACUCCAGUCCGUGGAGGAGUUCUUCACAACCUUAUCCCCGACUCAGACAGCGGAGCCUCACAAGCGAUCCGCAACAAAGACAAAACAAGCUGCGAGACGGCAGGGAGAAUUGCCAGCGGCUAACGUGGAAGCGCAAAAUCUCGAGGUUGUGUCAAGGAAUACCGCGGGGCAACGUCGCAGCCCCAGCAAUGGUGCCGCGCCGCCGCCGCCGCGACAUUUUACAUCUGCUCUCGCCGGGCAAACCAGCGGACCAACGGGGUUCAGCCCACUGGUCGUACCGCAAACACAGACCCCGACGUACAAUUCCAUGUCGCCAAUGAGCCCAGUUCAGGUCGACCAGUUCUCUCGACAGACAGGCCAGAACCCGUUCUUCUCUGCAGACAUGUUGUCGAUGAACGUACCGCAGCAGUCUGGAAGUCUGGGGCCGCACCUUGACCGGCAGAUGUCAUUUGCCGGAUUCCCGAUCGACACCGUCGGGGCAGUGAAUGGAAGUCCUACUACCACCAUGGGCGGCGGCAUGAACGGGUGGCCCAGCGUGCCAGGCAAGGGCGACGGCCAGCGCAGCAUGAAAGUCGAGGAUCAUAUCCCCAACGGCCGGCAGGUCCAAGGGCAGCAAAUGCCUGCGCCCGACGGAAUGAGUGCUUUCCACGGCCCGGAUCCGUCGGCGGCCUGGUUCAUACCUUUGGGUAUGGACACCCCCAGCGUGGACCACAGCAUGGGCCUCGAUGGAGGGAGCGGCGCUGACCCAUUCGCCAACAUCUUUGGAGGCGGCGGCGGUCCGAUCAUGACGCAGACCCAGCUCGACGCGUUGAGACACUCGCUUUAGAUUUGGGAAAGACAGCCAUGCUGCAACUGUGGCGGACUACGGCAUCAGAAGGGGGGUUGUCCCUCGGAGGGGUCUUCUUCUCCUUCUACCAAUAUAAAGUAAUAAUGGCAUGAUCUUCCGAGGAAGCGCGACGGAAAGGCAGAAGGGGGCAGCUACUUGGCAGAGCGAAGCACGUUGCCUGACAUACCAUAGCAUUGGGGACGGGAGGAUGGCGGGGAGCAGUGAUACCAUGCAGCAGCCCGCGUUUGUGUUAUGUGCUUGGAACACAGUGUGGACUCUGUAACGCAUAUAGAAACACGUUGCGCGCAAUCUAAUGUAAAAUCACACAUACUUGGAA